CAGCCAGUUCGUGCUGUCGCGCGCUUGGAAGCUGCGCCCGUUCCUCGCACAACGGCCAGGAAGCUCUUGCCGAGCUGCACGCCAGGGAGCAGGAUUACUGGUGGCAGCACUUGGCACUUUCUCUGCAUGCUCCUUCAGCUUCGCAGAGCCAAGAUUCGCACUUACAUCAUCCUCUUCGAGAAAGUACAGCAGCAAACCGUGCGAAAUGUGUGUUUGGAAUUGCUGGUUCUAGGGCUGCCAAAUUGAAACUCACAGCAGGCUCUGCUGGUAGCAUCGCUUUUGAUCACCUUCCACAGCAAAUUAUGGCAUAUGCUGCGCACGCUGGGAAGAGCAGCCUGGGAGGGACCACAGGGGUGCACUUUGAUAGCAACUAUCGUGCUUCAGGGAGUUCUGAUAGCGCAGCAAGAAGAGGGCUGACGCCUCCUAAUCCCCGCUUUUCGUACCCCCAUUCCAUUCUGAAACGUGCUCGAUCAUCUGCAGUUUACCAAGCUGGUUCCUGGGUGUCACAUCGCAACAGAUGCUGCUGUAGAAAGCAGACCCCGAGUUUGCUCUCCCAGUCAGUCAACAUGGGUGCGGACUGUCGAAGGCCACAAAGAAGCCGGAGCAGGCACUCUGUAAAGCAACAUGACACCAGCUUAGGAUCAUUGCAGCUGACUUGUGAUAGACACGGCCGGUUAAUGAGUGCGGUAAAUAGAGGCGUCCCUUUGAGACGGAAAAACAGACAUAUGCAGACGAGUGCCAAAUGGAGAACGCCAGGGCAGGCUGAAUUGCAGGAAGAGGACCUAGCUAUCGACGUGCGGGAUGUGACGCUUUCCCUGGAGUCUGCAAGCAGAGACAGGGUCCAGAUCCUGAAGGGCGCCACACUGGCAGUUCCCCGGGGCGAGCUGUGGAUGCUGCUGGGCCCCAACGGGUGUGGAAAGUCCACACUAUUGAAAGCGCUUGCAGGACUGCUCGACCACAGUGGGGGGGAGCUGCGGAUAGCGCAGCCGUGCAGCUUCGUCUUCCAAAAUCCGGAUCACCAGGUCGUCAUGCCGACAGCAGGUGCUGACGUGGCGUUCGGGCUGGGGCGGAUGCACCUACCGGAAGACGAGGUGAAGCGGCGGGUGCAGGAGUCGCUCGAGAUUGUCGGCAUGGGCGACUACACUCGGCGGUCGGUGCAGACGUUGAGCGGGGGCCAGAAGCAGCGUGUGGCGAUCGCGGGCGCGCUGGCGGAACGGAGUCAGGUGCUGCUGUUGGACGAGCUGACGACGUUUCUGGACGAAGAGGAUCAGAUUGGGGUGUUAGAGGCGGUUAAAAACGUCGUUAGCAUGCAAUCGGGGGUCACUGCGCUUUGGGUCACGCAUCGGUUAGAGGAGCUGCCGUUUGCCGAUGGGGCCGCAUACAUGCACGACGGAAAGGUCGUAAUGCAUGGUAAUCCUGGGAAGAUUGAGCGUUACAUUGGACGAUUGCAAAAACAAGCAUUGGCGUUGCGAUAGCCACCAAGGCUGACUUUACUAAAUCGAAAGGCCGUGCAUUGGCGUACAUGAUUCUCUAGCA
Molecule: messenger RNA, 1536 nt
Organism: Klebsormidium nitens
Lineage: Eukaryota; Viridiplantae; Streptophyta; Klebsormidiophyceae; Klebsormidiales; Klebsormidiaceae
Source: the annotation of a GenBank genome assembly